This is a messenger RNA of Racocetra fulgida, 236 nucleotides long. The record is from the annotation of a GenBank genome assembly. NCBI's taxonomy places the organism in Eukaryota, Fungi, Glomeromycota, Glomeromycetes, Diversisporales, Gigasporaceae.
GCUUGUUAAUAUUACAGAUAGAGACUAAGCCUUUCAGUAAUAAUCUAAGUAAUAAAAAUAAGAAGGUUGAUAUAUAUAAAAUGGAUGAUAAUGCAAAAAAAGAGGAUCUAAAGAAAGAAAUGCUUGAAGUGAAGCAUAAAAAUAUUGAAUACAAAUCUCUGAAUAGUAACAAAUCAGAUCAGAAUUACACUAAUAAGGUUAAUGCUGCUGAAACCAUCUAUAAUGAUGAAGUUUAA